Neltuma alba is the source of this 2237-nucleotide messenger RNA. RefSeq names its product protein GDAP2 homolog. The coding region runs from base 153 to 1826 and encodes 557 amino acids. The record is from RefSeq and is a predicted model, not a curated record. Lineage: Eukaryota; Viridiplantae; Streptophyta; Magnoliopsida; Fabales; Fabaceae. The transcript has 15 exons.
AAGUUCAUCGUCGUCAACCCAGUAAUGAGCUGUAUUUCUGAGCCAUUCCCACGCAGAAAAUCAGAGGGGGAAAGGACGUAAACAGAAUUCAUUUUCUCCACCCAGAAUCUAGUUCCAGAAACCUCAAGAAGAGAUAAAUCGGAGUUACGCAAAUGUACCAGCCUGUGGGGUCAGCCACAACCCGAGGUGGAUUGCCGACUGAUAAUGGGGAUUCCAUUGUGAUUUUAGAUCAGAUUCCACGAUGGGGUGAUGCCGAGCAUAGGCCUUCCUUGGAGUAUGACAAUGGAGAUCCAUCGUAUUCUUGCUCAAAUUUUCCUGACCCGUUAACGUUUACAUCAGGAACACAGGGGGGUGGCUUUGGGUCAGUGGCAAGGUUUCCGGUUGACCAUGAAAUUAAUUCAAAGAUUUAUUUGUGGAGGGGGGAUCCCUGGAAUCUCGCAGUGGAUGCUGUAGUAAAUUCGACAAAUGAGAACUUGGAUGAAGCACAUAGCAGCCCUGGGUUGCAUGCUGCAGCUGGACCUGGUCUUGCAGAAGAAUGUAUGACACUGGGUGGAUGUCGAACAGGAAUGGCUAAAGUUACUAGUGCAUAUGACCUCCCCGCAAGGAGAGUCAUACAUACUGUUGGUCCUAAGUAUGCUGUGAAGUACCAUACUGCUGCAGAAAAUGCUUUAAGUCAUUGCUAUCGUUCGUGCCUGGAGCUUCUGAUUGAAAAUGGUCUUUGCAGCAUAGCUACGAGUUGUAUUUAUACGGAGGCAAAGAAUUAUCCCCGUGAACCAGCUGCGCAUGUGGCUAUUAGGACUGUGCGAAGGUUUCUUGAGAAGCAUAAAGCCAACAUAACAGCUGUUGUCUUUUGCACUAUCAGCACAACUGAUACUGAGAUAUAUAAAAGGUUGCUUCCGCUUUACUUUCCUCGUGAUAACCAUGAGGAGGAGGUGGCUUCAACAAAGCUUCCUGCAGAUGUUGGAGAUGAGAAUGGUGAGACUGCCAUUGACGAGCGUAAAAUCAGAAUUAAGCCUUUGCCUAAACAGAAUGUUGUAAAAUCUCCUGAAGCUUCAGUUGAUGUUCUGAUCGGUGAUGUUGGCUCGAUACGCAGGACUUCGUCAUCAUUAGGUUUGUUUCUGGACCCUGCUUUCAUGUCCAUAGUAAAAGAUCCAGAUCAAAGACGUCAGGAGCAGUGGGAGAAAGCUGCUGAAGCACAAAGAGGCUGGAAUUUAGCUAAAAUGCUAGGAUUUGGUGCUCUUGUCACGCCUCCAUUAUCUGCUGCUGAAGAAUAUUCUCUUCACUCUAGAUACCUUGCUAAAGCGAAUUCUCUAAGUCUUUCCGAAAUUGCAGAUAUGAAAAUUGUUUAUCGUGGUGGAGUAGACAACGAAGGUCGUCCUGUUAUGGUUGUUGUGGGGGCACACUUUUUGCUCAGAUGUCUUGAUCUGGAGCGAUUUGUGCUCUACGUGGUAAAGGAGUUCGAGCCUUUAAUACAGAAGCCUUAUACGAUUGUUUACUUCCACUCUGCUGCAUCUCUGCAGAUGCAACCAGACCUGGGUUGGAUGAAAAGAUUACAGCAGAUACUUGGUCAGAAGCACCGGCGAAACCUGCAUGCAAUUUAUGUGCUUCACCCAACCUUUGGACUAAAAACGGCAAUAUUAACGCUUCAGUGGCUUGUGGACAAUGUGGUUUGGAAGAAAGUGGUGUAUGCUGAUCGACUUCUGCAACUCUUUAGAUAUAUACCUCGUGAGCAGUUGACCAUCCCAGAUUUUGUGUUUCAGCAUGACUUGGAAGUCAAUGGAGGAAAGGGUGUUCGUGCGGAUCACAGAACAAAAUAUGUAUAUUAAUCAAAGAUCUUGAGCUUUAUAUGGAAUUCUACCAUCUGUUGGUUCAAGAGCAUCAAUGGCUUUAGUUUCUCCAUUAUUUUUCCCCCAUUCUCACCGGUUAGUAGAUAAGGGCCUGUAUGUGUUUGAAAUGUAGUGUGUAAGAAUCUUUCUUCUCUCUGCGCUAUUUUUUGGUCUUUGAUCUAUUAAGCAUUGAUUUGUUUCUCUGUAGGUGAAAUAAAAUUCUUUUUCCUUUGUGAUCUCUUUAUUGAGUUGUCAGCAAAAUUUAAUGUCGUUUUGGUCACUGUUGAAUCUAGACGGUUGCCUUUGUACAGUGGCUUGUAGAUGGUAGACGAGAAGAUUUGAAUCAAACUAGUUUAAAGAUUUUUCAUGUAUAUUUCCUUCCAUCUUCAAUUGCACGAGUUUUUGUGUCCA